Messenger RNA from Prosopis cineraria, 2005 nucleotides. Its product is annotated as protein sym-1. Bases 88 to 999 code for a protein of 303 amino acids. Lineage: Eukaryota; Viridiplantae; Streptophyta; Magnoliopsida; Fabales; Fabaceae. Gene Ontology annotation, cellular component: cytoplasm; membrane. The record is from RefSeq and is a predicted model, not a curated record. The transcript has 7 exons.
UCCUGCGCAAACCCCAAACUCCAAAGUAGCCGCUUCAUAAUUCAUAAACCCAAAACCUGCGAAAACCCUCUUGUUCGGAGCACAAGGAUGGUGUACAGCACAGCGGCUCCAAGUCUAACCCAAAAAUCUCUAAUCUUUUAUCGUGCCGUGAAAUUCUCACGGGGGCCCAUUUCACAUUUUCGCCAUCAGGGUCAUCUUCUGGCAACUCCAAUUCGAGCGAGUCCGACUCGAAGCUACUCAGACCACCUGCACUAUUAUCCUCUGAACUGUAGCCAUGCAGCAGUGUUUAAGGACUUGCGUAGCUCUGGCGUGGGAUUUAAGCAUCUGGGUUCCGAUCAUUUUCGGGUUUCAGCUGUAGCGGAUGAUGGUCCUGGUGGAUAUGGGGGUGCCGGAAGUGGGAACUCCGGUGGGAGGGGCGAAGGCAGCGGCAGUGGAAGCGAUGAAACUGGCGGUGGAGGAGAAAAGUGGUCCUUCUUGUCAUGGUACAUGGCUCUUCUUGGAAAGUAUCCUAUUUCAGUUAAAGCUCUAACAUCUGCACUCUUGACAUUAAUUGGAGAUUUGAUUUGUCAGCUUGUGAUAGAUCAUGUGCCAUCACUGGAUAUCAAGAGGACAUUCAUCUUUACUCUGUUGGGUUUUGUAUUAGUGGGUCCGACAUUGCAUUUAUGGUACUUAUAUCUGAGUAAACUAGUUACUCUGCCUGGUGCAUCUGGUGCAUUUUUGCGGCUUUUACUGGAUCAGUUCUUAUUCGCUCCCACAUUCAUUGGAGUAUUUUUGUCUACGUUGGUAGCUUUAGAGGGAAAGCCGUCACAAGUUAUACCCAAGCUUGAACAGGAGUGGUUUUCUGCUGUUCUAGCAAACUGGCAACUAUGGAUACCGUUUCAGUUUCUCAACUUUAGAUUCGUCCCACAACAAUUCCAGGUCCUUGCUGCUAAUAUUAUAUCUUUGAUAUGGAAUGUAAUUCUUUCAUAUAAGGCGCAUAAAGAAGUUCUUCAAAAAUAGGGGUGCUUUAUCCGCUAGAAAGGCACACCUGAUUCAACUAGCUAUAUUAUUGUAAAAGAAGUCCUUGGAUCAUCUAGGUUGUCUUUUACCUUGGAAAUUCAUCUGUAACAGUGAGUUUAUGAGAGGCAGGGAGCAGGCAUUUCUUUUUACUCCUGUAAUUGAACUCUAAUUCAUGACUGUGACAACUGUUGGCUACUUGCAGAGUGUAUAUUUGAACAAAGAAUUCCCAAAGGAAGAGUUUGCGAUUAGGGAAUGAAGUUGUAAAUUUCUAAGCUAGCACGAACCUUUUCCUAGUGGCGCCCCUAGCGUGGCUGUGACAUUCACCUAGAUUUCUCCUGGAUAGUCUUUCCCCACUUAACAGGAUUAGUUGUCCUUAACUUUGACUGAAACUGUACGGCAGCCCAUGUGGGGUAAAACGUGCUUCAACUUAUAAGUCUCGGCGUGCUCUGCUCAAGAGAACCAUGGGUGGGCUAUAUUCAUCCACAGGAACACAUUCCCAGUAAGAAGCCUCUAGCAUUCGGAGAUGGACUUGCAAAGAAUAAUAGCGCAUGAUGCAUAGUGCUUGUGUUGAAGUGAAUGUGUGUGUUUUUUUUUUCCCUUCCCCGGAAGGAGUUAGGUGAUGAGGAUGUAGUGAAGCAAGCAUGAUGUCAGAGAAGGGGGGUAAAACCGUCAAUUGACACAGUAAAAAGUAAAAUCUUUGAUGCAGACAAAAGGUGGGUAUGGGUGAGGGCGACAGUUUUGACGAAGACCGAAGAAGUCAGAGGAGAUGUCAUGGGGGUGGGGUCCAGGAUCCACAUGGGCAAUGCAUCCUGUAAAGCUAGCCGACACCUGCAACUACUUAGGUCAACCAGAAACGCUGUCGCUUUCUCUCUCCCGCCUCACAUUAAUGGCCAUUCGCCAACCCUAUGUUUGUCUUCAUUGUAAUUUGCAAACACCUGCCGUAGAUUAUAAAUUACAGACUGACUGGGAUAUGGAGAAUUGGAGAUAAUUCACUCCAGAUGGGAAA